This is a messenger RNA of Solanum lycopersicum (tomato), 1483 nucleotides long. Lineage: Eukaryota; Viridiplantae; Streptophyta; Magnoliopsida; Solanales; Solanaceae. The record is from RefSeq and is a predicted model, not a curated record.
UCUUUCCACACUCAAAAACAAGAAAAAACAUUUUUAAAACAAUUCCUCCAUCCUAAUUUAUGUACACUUGUUCAACUAAAAAUAUUUUUUUCUUUUGUAAAACCAAAAUUAGUAUGUUGUUUGAAAUAUAAAAUUGUUAUAUUCAUUAAAAGACAGAUUAAAACAGAAAGUAUAUGAGGUUAAUCAAAUUACCAUAAUUUAUUUAUUCUUGAUUUUUCAAAACAGGUUUAAAAUAACAUUUUUAUCGAGCCACAAAUCUGUUUAAAACAAUAUCUCUAUUCCAUAAAAAUAACAGAAAAGUCUAAUUAUAUUUCAUUAUUUUUAAAUCUCGCUUGUGAAAUCAUAUUCAAAUUGUAUUCCAUAAAAAUAACAGAAAAGUCUAAUUAUAUUUCAUCUCGCUUGUGAAAUCAUACUCGAAUUGUAUUUCAUAAGAAUAAUAGAAAAGUCUAAACUUGACCAGGAAAAAAAAACACACACUUCAAGAAAAAGAAAAAAAAAACCUUUAAAACUAGUAUAAAUACCCCCACACAUGCAACAACUUCACUUAGACUUUAUUUCCCAUUUGCUUCCUUUCUCUCUCUCUUUCUUUCUAUCUCACUUUCAUCUCAUAUUUUGUGUAUAGUUUCCCUCUCUAUAAAAACACACUAAACCAUACAUAUAUUCAUACAAAAACAAACACACAAAAAAACUCUAGUUAUAUACAUAUAUACAUAUAUAUAUAUAUAUAUAUACACACAUAAUAUGGCGGAAUUAGAAUUUCAAGGUAAGCAUAAUAAUAAUCGUACAAGCAACGGACGUUUAAAAUUAUUUGGUUUCAACGUAACGGAGGAUCAAGAACAAGAGGUUGAAUCGACAAAAACAUCGUCAGGAUCGCCGGAAUCCGGUGAUUUUCUGGCCUCCGAUGGCCGGAAAUAUGAGUGUCAAUAUUGUUGUAGAGAAUUUGCAAAUUCACAAGCUUUAGGUGGACAUCAAAAUGCUCAUAAAAAAGAAAGGCAACAAUUGAAACGUGCUCAAAUGCAAGCUAGUAGAAAUGCAUAUAUGAGGAACCCUAUUAUAUCAGCUUUCGCGCCACCAUCACACCUCCUCGCUCCCUCGGGAAGUGUGAUGGUGCCCACGACGUCUCCGUCGUGGGUUUAUGUUCCCCGCCCCGCGCCACCCUUUCACGUGUCGCAUGGUUGUGUGUUCCCGAAUUCUUCGGGGGCGCGGGGCGUAGGGAACUUACAGUAUACCGGCAGUGUAGCGGAAUCUAGCUUAACUAGUGUUGGGCCUCAACAAGUUAAAGCCCAUAGUGCUAAAGUUGAUGGGCCGUCAUUGAGUAGAUUUUCGAGUAUGGAUGCUGGGCCCAAUUUUGAUGAUGCAUUUGGGCUGGAUUUGCAUCUAAGCCUUUGAAUUAAUUUUUAAUUUAUAAAAAAAAAAUAGGAUCUUGUAUAUCUCAGAUUAUUUAUUUAUUUUUUCACUUAAAGUUAAAAAAAAUUCCUUACAU